Molecule: messenger RNA, 903 nt
Organism: Dioscorea cayenensis subsp. rotundata (Guinea yam)
Lineage: Eukaryota; Viridiplantae; Streptophyta; Magnoliopsida; Dioscoreales; Dioscoreaceae
Product: protodermal factor 1-like
Exons: 3
Coding region: 3-785 (260 amino acids)
Source: RefSeq, a predicted model, not a curated record
CAAUGCUCUCUCACUCUCAAACUCCACUUCUAGUGAUCAUCGUCUCAGUGAAAAUGAAGGUAGAGAUGAGUGGAAAAUGUUUUCUCAUAUACUGUUUCUUAGUCUUAGUUCUUGUUUCUCAGCAAGCAGCAAGCUCAAUGACCAACAAUGCUGAUAUUCAGACAAAGAACACCUACUCUCCAGUCUUGUGUCACUCUGCCAGACGAUCACAAAAGAAGCCACCUUGUGAUCAGGACCCAUCUCCAAGCACUGGAGGAAGCUAUGGAAGCAAUACUCCACCACCAUCUCACCAUGGUGGCUACUAUAACUCUCCUCCAAGCUAUGGCAGUAGCCCUCCACCAUCUCCAGUGGAUCCUGGGACUAGAACUCCUUCAAUCCCUCUAGUCCCUCCAACUCCAACUACACCUCCAUCACCUUUCAUUCCAGAUCCAAACACUCCACCACUCAUCAUAGGCCCUGUCAUUUACUGGAGGACACACCCAGGAGCCAUUUGGGCUCUCUUCGGAUACUGGGGGACCAUUGGCCACUUCUUUGGGGUGGCAGCCACGUCAACGUUUGGUUCAAACCUAACUUUACAAGAAGCACUUGCAAACACACGUAGAGAUGGACUUGGUGCUCUUUGUAGAGAAGGCACUGCAGCUUUGCUUAACUCCAUGGUUAGCAAGAAGUAUGCUUAUUCUUCUCUGCAGGUGAGGGAUGCCUUCACUGCUGCUUUGGUGUCAAACAAUGCUGCUGCUACCCAGGCUGAGCUCUUUAAGCAAGCUAAUGAUGCCCACUUUGCUUGAGUGUUAAAUGUUGUAUUUGUGCUACUUUGUCAUGCUGUGUUUCUGAAUGUUUGAGUGUUUAAUGAGAUUUUAAUUAGUAGUCAUGUCAUCUUCAAUGAAAUUUAAUCAAGUUCAUGUC